GAAAAGUGCUUUGACACUCAUCAUUUCCAGAUUAUCAUCACAGCAAAAAGCCGACAAUGGGGCCCCGCGAGUGGAUGGAAACACCGAGCGUCGUGCUGGACGAGAAGCGUCUGCGGCACAACAUCGAGCGGAUGCAAGCGUUGGCGACGGCGAACCAUGUGAACCUCCGCCCCCAUGCCAAGACGCACAAGACGCGGGAGAUCGCAACCAUGCAGUUGGAAGCUGGAGCCUGCGGUCUCACAGUAUCGAAGCCAUCCGAAGCGCUGCAAUUUCUGCGUGGUGGAGUACCAGGCCUUAAGAGCCUAACGCUGGCGUACCCAGUAGUGCAGUCCAACAAGGUGCAAGAGGUUCUCAAGGCAGCGCAGGAAGCUGGGGUGGAAUUCUUGCUGACAGUGGAUAGCUCGGAAGGUGUUGAUGCUGCGCAGAAGGCAGCGGAAGCCUGUGGCUGUACUUUGAAGUUGCUGAUUCACGUUGAUGUGGGGUAUCAUCGCGUGGGCAUUGAGGAGGACAACCCAACGCUGCUCCGGCUAGCGCAGCGAAUUGACAAGACGAGUAAUCUCGAGUUUCGCGGACUACUGUCCCACGCUGGUCACGGUUACCGCUGCAAGUCCGUCGCGGAAUGCUCUGAAGUGGCAGAGACGGAGAGGCAGAUUAUGGUUCGCAUUAAGGACAAGCUUGAGGCGAAUGGAAUCGUGGUUCCGGUCGUGUCUGUGGGCAGCACUCUGACGGAGCCUGCUCGCAAGAACUUUGCUGGAAUCACGGAAAUUCGUCCUGGAAACUACGUCUUCCUGGACCGCACUCCCGUUCGUAUGGGCCUGUUUUCGGUGCAAGAUGUGGCGUUGACUGUUUUGGCGACGGUUGUGAGCUCGAACAAGUACAAUUUCAUUGUUGAUGCUGGGUCCAAGGUGCUGAGCUCAGACGGAGCUCGUUCGGCUGGCGAGUUCGGCUCGUCGUGCUUCGGACUCGCUUUUUACGAAAAGGACUUUGAGCGUGUGGUCAAGGAGCCUACGCAGAACAAGACACUGCUCGACGAUGGAAAGGAACUCAUCUGUUUCGAAGUGACGAGUCUGUCGGAAGAACACGGAUGGGUGAAGAAGAUCGAUGGCAUUCCUUCACCUGGUAUCGGUGAGCGUCUCGUUAUCGUGCCCAACCACGCCUGUGUGGUGUCCAACCUCACCAACAAGUUCUACGUCCAAGGCGACGAGCCAAAGAGCUGGUCUCUGUUGUCUCGCGGGUGCACGCAGUAGGUUGGCAGUUUGUGGAGCACAGGAUCUCAUUGACAGACCUCUACAAGGUACUUCACGUAGUAGCUACUUAGCGUCACUAAAACCACUGCAACUGAAGGUUUUGAACAAAUUCGCGGUUGGUAGGAUCUCCCAUCCGCUGCAUCAACUCCUCCGUCGUUUGCGGUAGUUUACUAUUCGCUCCACCGUCUUUGGCUCGGAAAUUCUGCAGCAUCUGAACUGUGGCAGCCUCAAUCACUUGCAACUCUUUCGUGUGCGUUGCCAUGUAGUGGUCAAAUGCUUCUGUUUUCAGGUGAGACUCAUGCAGAGAUCGUACCCACUCGUCCUUAUAGGCAAGCUUCAUGAGAUGUCUACGGAAUGGAGAUCGCAAUAUUUUGGUGAUCAUGGCCCUGAACGUCGCGGUCUCCACAUCUGGUGCUUGUUCGCUCGGAUCUAUCGGAUAGUAAGCAGCACUUUCAGCCUUUGCAUUUGGUGGUGGUGAAUGGUACACCCAUGUCGUAAGGGCAUAUCUCGGCUUGUUCGCUGGCAUCACGCGGUGUAGCAUUUGCUGCGACGAAAACAGUACUAACUCACCGAAGCGCGGCUGCACCACUACACGUGAUUUCGGGAAUGGAUACAGCACGAUUUCGCCUCCAUCUUCUUGUUCCCACUCCUCAUUCAAGUAAAGCACAGCUGUGACGCAUUUGCCAUCGUCUCCGUACGUGUCGAAGUGCAUGGGGAAGCAGGCUCCUCGUCCAGUAUUGUGCUGUAUCUUCACCAUGUGGCCUGCCAGUCCCAACCAGUCCGGUAGCGCUUGACGUAGUGGCCCAAACACCACUUGCUGCUCGAAAAAAUCCCUCAGAUAUGGCACAGAUGACUGGUCUCGAAUCGUAUCCAGCGCCAACUCCGUCUCGAAAAUGUCGUGCUUCUCUAACAGCAGCGUCUUGGUCGCUGACUUGUCCACGUCAUUCAGUAAAACAUGCGUCGAGUUCGGGUAUAAUUGGUUACUCGUAUGCAACAGCUU
Phytophthora nicotianae INRA-310 is the source of this 2247-nucleotide messenger RNA. RefSeq lists its product as hypothetical. Lineage: Eukaryota; Oomycota; Peronosporomycetes; Peronosporales; Peronosporaceae. Gene Ontology annotation, biological process: D-serine catabolic process. Gene Ontology annotation, molecular function: D-serine ammonia-lyase activity. The record is from RefSeq and is a predicted model, not a curated record. Bases 57 to 1247 code for a protein of 396 amino acids. The transcript has a single exon.